AAACGACAAAAGAGGAAGAACACCAAAAUGGAUUAUUAUUAUUAUUAUUAUUAUUUGUCUUUAGUAUUUAAUUUUUUAUUAUUAUUUUAUUUAAUUUUUUUUCUUAUUAUUAUUAUUUUGUAUUUUUAUUUUGUUUCUGCACAAGCUCCUGUUCCACACUGCAGUAGUCCAGAUGGUGGCGGUAAUGCACCUCUAAGCCAACCGCAGAUAAACACCGAGGAACAAGAAGAAGAAGAAGCAGAGCAACAUGGCGACCGUGAGGAGCGAUGAGUGGAGAGCUGUUUGCGACAAAUUCACCAACGCCCAAAACCUCACUGUCGUAGAGUCACGAAAUGACCCUGAGAACGACCCGUUCCGCUCCAAAUACAAGGCCAGGGAGCUCCUCAGAGAGAUAUACUGCUCGCUCAAGAGCUUCGAGGCCGGCGAAGGAGAGGAGGAGAGCGGCGGUAGCGGCGGAGAGAGCGGCGAGCAGCGGCCGGUGGCAGAGCCGCCGGAGGACGGCCAGAGGGAGGACGGGUUGUUCGGUCAGGGAGACUUCAGUGGAGACUCACCGGCCGGGCUGAGGGCCGCUAAACUCGGGGCUGUGGAGUACUAUCUGGGCGUCAACCACAUUGACACAGAGGAGCUGUCCGCCGGGCAGGAGCAUCUGAUGAACUGUAUGAAGCUGCUGGAGAGAUGCGGAGUGUCGACGGAGAAUGUGUCUCUGUUAAACCACGUCAGGAACCAGCUGGGUAUCCUGUGGGCAGAACGGGAUGAGAUGGAGACGGCUCAGGGAUUCCUAGAAACAGCAGAAUCCACGUACCAACGUUAUAUGAAGGAGGAUGGGAGUCCACCCACUGAUAUGACAGAGUACUUCACUACUGAGGAGAAACUGCUGACACAUCAGGAAAGGACUAAGAGGUUUGAGUUGGCCUACACCCACACCAUGUACUACCUUGCUCAAGUCUAUAAAAACCUGGGUGAAAAUGAGCGUGCUGCUACCUACUGCCACAGCACCCUGCAGAGACAGCUGCAGUUAAAUCAGUUCAGUCCAAUGGAGUGGGCUCUGAACGCUGCUACACUAUCCCAGUAUUACAUCACUGAGGGCCGAUACAUGGAAGGCAGACAUUGCCUCGCAGCAGCUACUGUCAUAUCAGGUUUGGCAGGAGAGGUUCCUUCUGAGGCCGCUGCACAGGAGAGUGAGACAGAGAGUGAGCGCAGAGAGCAGCUUAGGCAGAAGAGAGCAGACAUUGCGAGAUGUUGGAUCAAAUACUGUCUCAACCUCCUGCAGGACUCCAAGAAGCUGCUGGAGGACAGCAUUGGGGAGCUGGAUACUGAUCGUCAAGAAGAGUUGAAGGGAGCGAGGAGACGUGAGGAGGAAGAAGAAGAGAAGGGCAGAAAGAGCGCUCUGCUGUUUGGCUCUGAAGACACCUUUGACUCCAUUGCUAGCCUGGAAGAGAAGGUGCGCUGUUUGUUACCAUUGGACUUCACUGAGGCCAGAGCUGUUUUUCUGGUGGGACAGAAUUAUGUCACACAGGCCAAGGAGUACUUUGUAAUGGACGGUUAUGUGACGGACCACAUAGAGAUCUUGCAGGACCACAGUGCUCUGUUCAGGGCACUGGCUUUCUUUGAAGAGGAUCUGGAGCGGCGCUGCAAAAUGCACAAACGCAGAGUGGACAUGCUAGAGCCAAUCUGCAAUGACUUGAACGCCCAGUAUUACCUAAUGAUACGCAGACAGAUGAUGUUUGAGUUAGCUGAGAUCUACAAUGAAAUGAUGGACCUGAAACUGAAACUGACGCUGGCCAACAGACAAGCUGAUACACAGUCUCUAGAUAACCACACCGUUAAGAAAUUCAACCAUCUCUGCUCUGCCUCUGCCAAAUACUUCCAGAUGUUCAUAGACUCUCUGUGUUCUCCCGAGGGGAAGCCUCCGGAGCACCUGGAGGAGGAGGUGCUCAGACCGGCGCUGGUGGCCCGCUUCAGAGUGGCCCGACUCUACAGCCGGCUGAUCAGCUCUACACCCUCUGUUCAGCUGGAAAACCUCGACAAGUCUCUGGAACACUACAAAUACGUGGUGCAGUACUGUGAGGCCCACCCUGAGGCAGCCGCCACUGUGGGGACGGAGCUGGAGCUGAGUGCGGAGAUGGUCGGCCUGCUCCCUCUCAAAAUCAACCGCCUCAAAGCUAAGAUGGUUGUAAACAACUGAAGGACGCCACUGUUCACCGACUGACUUUUUGGUUGACUAAUAGUGUUAAAUCCAUCCAGAUGAGCCAGUCAGUCUAAAUGUACCACCUUUACAGUCAGUGGAAACUGGCAGACUGACUGACUGACUGACUGACUGUCUUACUUACUUGUAUUGGUGAUGGCCUUUUGUUUUCAGUGGGCAUGCUGCUUUCACAAAACCUUUGAACCCAUUACACGCUGUACAUAUGUGCUCUCCUCUGUGAAGUAAAAUGUGUGGUCAAUUGACUUUUGAUUCAAAUUGCACAGUAAAUAUAGUCUCUUCCAUGCUAAUAUGAAAAUGUCUCUCUUGUAGUACUAUGAGAUAAUUGAGAAUAGUUCAGCACUUUGAAUUGAUUAUGAAUUGACCCAGACCUGUUUUUCUCUUUACAUAGAUGCUUUCUUCCCAACCAGAGUGGUGUGAAGGAAUAUUUGUAGGUCUAUCGCUAAAAUGUCAGACACUCCCUUUGAAACAAAAAAGUAGCUGCUUGGACUAGACAGUCCCCUUUUCAUCCUUGUGGCUGAUAUGUACAUAAUUAAUUAAUUUUGUCACCCUAGUCUGAUUCAUAUUUGUUUUCUAUUGUUAUUCAUACUUGUUUUUAUUUAAUGUGGCUUUAUUUUGUGUAAAGCACUUUAGCACACUAUAAUUCUGUUACUUCAGCUACUUUUCUUGUCUUCUCCGUCUCUGACGGUAAAACAAAUGUUAAGGCCUACUGUAACCAGGGUUAUUUUAACCAUGGUAAUAACGAUAGGCAGCCAAAGGUACAGAUAGUUGAGCUGACCCAGUUUGUACUACUGACAGGUUGUUGUUGUUGUUGCGCCUUAUAACUGAGAUACUCGUUCUGCAAAUAGUCAGAACAAUUGUCUGAACUGUCAGAAGCAACCGUCCCAGUGACGGCCAUUAAGUGGACUUAAUAAUGUUGGUUUAUGAGAUAUAAUAAUCUGCAUGAUGCCGGCUUCAUCCUGGUGAACCUGUGUAUUUUCUUCCCGUCUCUGAGGAAUCACAAUGUCAUUCUGUUAUAUGUCCAGCAGAUACUGUAUGUAAUUGUUAUAAACCAAUGAAGUAAUACACACUUAUGUCACAAUAACAAUAUGUGCUUUUUAUUUGCAAAGAGACGCUGGGUGUAAAAUGUCUCCCCAGUGUUUUCUCUGGUACAUCUCCAUAUAACAGAAGUUGAUGGGUCCCGAAGUAAAAGACUAAAAUUAUCUCAGUUUGGGGCCCAAAUGAGUUUAAGAACCUUUUUUCCAGUCUAUUAAAUCACUUAAUGCAGAGAAAUGUCAUAAAUGAUGUCUAUUAAAACAAAAUUAUCUCUUAAACUGAC
This is a messenger RNA of Sebastes umbrosus (honeycomb rockfish), 3521 nucleotides long. Its product is annotated as kinesin family binding protein. NCBI's taxonomy places the organism in Eukaryota, Metazoa, Chordata, Actinopteri, Perciformes, Sebastidae. The record is from RefSeq and is a predicted model, not a curated record. The transcript is spliced from 13 exons. The coding region runs from base 248 to 2185 and encodes 645 amino acids.